Molecule: messenger RNA, 4020 nt
Organism: Arachis ipaensis
Lineage: Eukaryota; Viridiplantae; Streptophyta; Magnoliopsida; Fabales; Fabaceae
Source: RefSeq, a predicted model, not a curated record
AUGGAGGAGGCGCCAAACAAGGCUCCCAGGUCGUUCCCCUGGGUCGGGAAAUUCGCCAACUACACACCACUCACUCUUCCCAUCAUGGAGGUUUAUCAGCAAAUAGCUGAGAAGGGGAUCCUAUCGAAACCCCGACCACUUAAGGACCGGACGGGAGGAAACAAGAACCUCUAUUGCGACUAUCACAAGGGCUACGGCCACCAAACGCAGGACUGCUUUGACCUGAAAGAUGCACUGGAGCAAGCGAUAAGGGAAGGCAAGCUAGCAGAAUUCUCCCAUCUUAUCAGAGAGCCGAGGAGACGCUAUCGCGACCAAGACGAAGAAGCCAAAACCCGUUCGGCGAAGCGGCGACAAGAGCCAGAAGAUAGAGACCACGGCCUCACUGUGAUAAACGUGGUGACAGCCAAAAACACCGCGCCAAAGUCCCGAUCAGCGUACAAGAAAGAUGCUAAGGUCUUAGCGGUUUCCUCCUCGUUGGCGCGAAACCCUAAGAAGUUUCCGUCCAUUUCUUUCGGCCCGGAAGACAAAUGGUUCGACAAUGCCCCGGAAAGCCCCCCCAUGGUCAUCACGGCCAGAGUGGGAACCGGCCUCGUUAAACGCAUCCUUGUCGACACAGGGGUUGAUUCAAACAUCAUGUUCCGCAACGUAUUCGACGCACUGGGGCUUAGGGACGCCGAUCUGACGACCCAUCAACACGGGGUCAUUGGAUUAGGCGACAACUUCAUUAAACCUGACGGAGUAAUAUCCCUACCGAUCUCGGUAGGACAGAACCAAGGUCGAAGAUCGACAAUGGCCGAGUUCGUGAUCCUCCGAGAUUCCACCGCCUAUAACAUCAUCUUGGGAAGGAAAACGAUAAACGAUGUUGAAGCGGUAAUCAGCACGAAGCUGCUGAUCAUGAAGUUCGUUACUGAUGAAGGAUCAAUAGGGUCCAUAAGAGGGGAUCUCGAGACGGCGGUCGCCUGCGACAAUGCCAGCCUCUCCCUGAGAAAGAAAUCAAAGGAGGCGUCUGGUGUGUUCUUGGCUGACCUGGACGCCAGGGUAGACGACAAACCUAGACCGGAACCAGAAGGGGACCUGGAGAAAUUCAUAAUCGGCGACACGGAGGAGAAAUUUACGUUCAUUAACAAGAACCUCCCACAAGAGUUAAAGGAGCCCUUGAUCGAGAUGAUAAGGGCCAAUAGGGAUUUGUUUGCUUGGACACCUGCCGACAUGCCGGGUAUAGACCCGGAAAUCAUGUCACAUCAUCUAACCGUCAGGCCGGGAGCACGCCCGGUGACGCAACGCAGAAGAAAGAUGUCGACGGAAAGGGCGGAGGAAGUGGCCAAGCAAACGGCCAGCCUCCUAGAAGCAGGUUUCAUACGAGAAGUUGAGUACUCGACGUGGCUCUCAAAUGUGGUCCUAGUGAAAAAGCACAACGGCAAAUGGAGAAUGUGUGUGGACUACUCUGACCUUAACAAGGCAUGUCCAAAGGAUUGUUUCCCCUUCCCCAACAUAGACGCGCUGGUCGACGCUGCGGCGGGCUACCGAGCGACAUACCAAAGGCUGAUGAGCAAGAUAUUCCGGGAUCUUAUAGGCAGAACGGUGGAAGUCUACGUCGACGAUGUCCUCGCGAAAACAACGCGAUCAGACGACCUCCUGGAGGAUCUGGAGAACGUAUUCGCAUCUCUCCGGCAAAACGGCAUGAGAUUGAACCCCCUCAAAUGUGCCUUCGCCAUGGAAGCUGGCAAGUUCUUAGGAUUUAUGAUAACUCAGAGAGGGGUAGAGGCCAACCCGGAGAAAUGCCAGGCGGUACUCCAGAUGAAGAGCCCAGGUUGCAUUAAGGACGUCCAAAGAUUGGCGGGACGGCUGACCUCGUUAUCCCGGUUUCUCGGAGCGUCGGCAGCAAAAGCCUUGCCAUUCUUUAACCUCAUGAAAAAGGGGAUGGCGUUCGAGUGGACACCUGCAUGUGAGGAAGCUUUUCAACACUUCAAGGAAAUCCUGGCGGCACCACCUGUGUUGGGGAAGCCAAAGGACGGAGAGCCGCUAUACCUGUACCUCGCCAUAACAGGAGAAGCCCUGGCCGCAGUUCUGGUGCGGGAAGAAGGGAGGGCCCAACAGCCGGUCUAUUUCAUAAGCAGAGCCCUGCAAGGGGCAGAAUUAAGGUACAUCAAGCUAGAAAAGCUAGCUUUGGCGCUCUUGACCUCCUCACGAAGGUUGAAGCAAUACUUCCAAAGUCACCAGGUUGUCGUGAGAACGGACCAAGGGAUCCGACAAGUGCUUCAAAAACCCGACUUAGCGGGGAGAAUGAUGACUUGGUCCAUUGAACUCUCCCAAUACGACAUACGGUACGAACCCCGGCAAGCCAUCAAGGCGCAGGCGAUGGCAGAUUUUCUGGUGGAGGUAACUGGGGACCCAACCGAAGAAGCGAGCACACGGUGGAAGCUCCAUGUGGACGGUGCCUCCAACCAGACGUUUGGAGGCGCCGGGAUCAUCCUGGAAAGCCCGGUUGGAGUCGUAUACGAACAGUCGAUCAGGUUCGAAUUCCCCGUUUCGAACAACCAGGCAGAAUACAAAGCUCUUGUAGGGGGUUUAACUCUAGCAGCAGAAGUCGGGGCAACAAGGCUAGAAAUAUGCAGCGAUUCUCAGGUCAUCACCUCCCAGGUAAACGGGAGCUACCAAGCCAAAGACCCGCUAUUACAAAAAUACUUGGAGAAGGUCAAAAGCUUAAGCCAAAAGUUUGAGGAGGUCACGAUCCACCACGUGCCUAGAGAAAGGAACACACGGGCAGACCUCCUAUCAAAGUUGGCCAGCACCAAACCGGGAGAAGGUAACCGAUCUCUUAUCCAGGGUAUGGCGAGAGAGCCGGCAGUCACCCUGCACGUGACAAGACAGAGCCCUUCGUGGCUAGACCCCAUCACUAGUUUCCUGGAAAACGGCAAACUCCCUGACGACGAGAAGGACGCGGCGAAACUGAGAAGGGAAGCAGCCAAAUACGCCGUCAUCCAGGGACAGCUGUUUAGGAAAGGGCUCAACCAACCCCUAUUAAAGUGCUUACACCCCGACCAAACGGACUACGUCCUCAGGGAAGUCCAUGAAGGCUGCUGCGGACACCACAUAGGAGGCAAGGCCCUGGCAAGAAAAUUAGUUCGAGCCGGAUAUUAUUGGCCGUCAAUGAUGGCAGACUCCAAAGAGUUCGUCAAAAAAUGCGUCAAGUGCCAAGAAAAUGCCAAUUUUCACAGGGCACCGGCCUCCGAGUUAAGCUUGUUAACGUCCUCCCGGCCAUUCUCUCAAUGGGGAAUCGACCUCUUGGGACCCUUCCCUGUUGGUCCCGGGCAGGUCAAGAAGUUCUUGUGGAGGCAGGUAAUAACGCGAUUCGGGGUCCCGGAAGCCGUCAUCUCGGACAAUGGCACGCAAUUUACCAACAAAAAGUUCACGGAAUUUCUCGCCGGCCUGGGUAUAAGACAGAGAUUCUCCUCCGUGGAACACCCCCAGACAAAUGGGCAGGUGGAGUCCGCGAACAAGAUCAUCCUUUUAGGGCUGAAAAAGCGUUUGGAAAACAAAAAGGGGGCGUGGGCCGACGAGCUAGCCUCGGUACUUUGGUCUUACCGAACAACCGAACAAUCUUCCACUAAAGAGACCCCCUUCCGGCUAACAUACGGGUUGGAUGCGGUAAUACCCGUAGAGAUCGGGGAGCCGAGCCCCCGGCUACUUUUGAAGGGAGUAGAGGAAGCCGUGGAAAAGGACUUGAUAGAUGAAGUCAGAGAAAUGGCCCAUUUGACAGAAACCGCACUGAAACAAAGAAUGGCCCUACGCUACAACACCAAAGUGCUCAAAAGGGAGUUCGGACCAAACGACCUCGUCCUGAGGCGAAACGACAUCGGCCCACCGACCCCUGGAGAGGGCAAGCUGGCGGCAAACUGGGAAGGCCCCUAUAGAAUCAAAAAAGAGGUGGGUAGGGGCGCGUUCAAGUUGGAAAGGCUCGAUGGUAGGGAAAUCCCAAGGACAUGGAACGCGAACAACUUGAGAAGGUUCUACUCCUAA